AUUCGAAGAAAAGUCGAGGAAAUUUCCACGUUUGACGAUUUCCCCUCGCGUUUCACCACGAUCCGCCACGCUCACCUGGAUGAACCAUAGAUACGGGCGAUCCGUAAAAUCUAUUGCAUUGGAGUUAGGCAUACAUCGCGUUCGACUCCUUGCAAUUGGUUGACGUCGACGCAUGCUACCAAAACUGACAUGAAAUGGUUUAUAAAUGCCCGGUCGGUUGCAAUAAAACUUACUGUUUACUAGCAUUUAUUUCCGAAUUGACCUGAUUUUGUGCAGAUAUUCUGACGUUGCUUCUUACGCUUGCCCUCGAGUGCUAUCGCCUCGGCCCUGGCUGAGCGCUGAUUGAUACUACCAGUGCAACUUGACGUUUGCAUAAAGCAAGUUCAAAUUGGGACACCAGACUAUAUAAUAUCGGCACACCGGUGUUUGUAAUGCACAUCUCACACCCCUGCCCGAUACCAUUAUGACCAGUACAGGUGCAUCCAUUCAUACGAAUCCUGCUGCCUUGUUUGGCGUAGAGGGACAGGUCGCUGUGGUCACAGGUGGUGGCACCGGUAUCGGACUCAUGAUUGCUACUGCACUAGAGAACAACGGUGCCACCGUGUACAUCAUUGGUCGGAGGCUUGAAGUCAUAGAAAAGGCUGCCAAGGAGAACAACAAAUUCGGAAAGCUCAUCCCGUUACAGGGUGACAUCACGUGUCGUCAGUCUCUCACAAAGCUCGUCGAGACCGUCAGAACACGCCAUGGCUAUAUUGACCUCCUUGCGUUCCAGAGUGUCCUUUGGGAUACCGGAUCACCAGAAGGCUUUGCCGAGACGUUUGAUACGAACGUCACUGCCAUUUAUUUCACUACCGUCGCCUUCCUCGAGUUGCUUCACCUUGGCAAUCUAAGAAGGGGUGAUUUGCCACCUGUCAUGUCGCUGCGUCCACAGGUAUUCAACAAGGAGCCCUGUGAUGAUGCUUCGAACGAUCGAGGCUCCGCAUCCUUCAGUCCCUCAGUGGCCUCUCAUUCCUUGCCCCCAACAUCGCCCUCACCUCUUGCGUCCCUUCCUGCAGGAUUGUCCUCCACUGAUUCUACCCAGGCCACUCAUCUUCCGGAGAAUUGCAUUCCACAGCCGAGAUCUCAGGUUAUCACCAUCUCCUCAUCUGGUUCCUUUCGUAUUGAUGCGCGAGUCCUAUCUAUCUCUUACACGAUGGCAAAGAGUGCUUGCACACAUCUCGGAAGGCUUCUUGCUAACCUUCUGGCUGAUUGGGGCAUUCGUUCCAACGUACUAUGCCCAGGCGUUUUUCCAAGCGAAAUGACAUCAACUCAACACCUCACGCCUGCCCUUUUGGCUCAAGCUGUCCCUCUUGGGCGCGCAGGUGUCCUAUCUGAUAUUUCAGGUCCUAUUCUUUUCCUUGCUGGCCCUGCAGGAGCGUACGUUAACGGCGCAGUAUGGCUGGUUGAUGGGGGACGAGUUGGCUCUGUCGCCAGUUCCUACCACUGAUUCGAUUGGGUGCCUCGGCCUACAGAUCAUGCAACGGGUCGGCUCACAUGUUUGUUUGCGCCCUCGGAUGAGAAGUACUUCGCACUUACUAUGAGCGGUCCACCGAUUAUCUUUGUUAAUCUAUCGUACAGCCAUCGAAACAAACACCCGUAUCCACGGCUUUCAUGAUUCCUCAAAAGUUUUUUUUUUCGUCUGCGCUGACCCGGAAGGGAGCUGUUUGAUAC
This is a messenger RNA of Suillus subalutaceus, 1710 nucleotides long. Its product is annotated as NAD(P)-binding protein. The record is from RefSeq and is a predicted model, not a curated record. The transcript is spliced from 5 exons. Lineage: Eukaryota; Fungi; Basidiomycota; Agaricomycetes; Boletales; Suillaceae. The coding region runs from base 464 to 1486 and encodes 340 amino acids.